Osmia bicornis bicornis is the source of this 2465-nucleotide messenger RNA. Its product is annotated as ATP-binding cassette sub-family G member 4-like. The record is from RefSeq and is a predicted model, not a curated record. Gene Ontology annotation, molecular function: ABC-type transporter activity; ATP binding; ATP hydrolysis activity. Bases 512 to 2431 code for a protein of 639 amino acids. Gene Ontology annotation, cellular component: plasma membrane. NCBI's taxonomy places the organism in Eukaryota, Metazoa, Arthropoda, Insecta, Hymenoptera, Megachilidae. The transcript is spliced from 12 exons.
CGUGGUAAGAUACGAUAGACGCAGUGAGAAAGUAUGACCCUGGAAUGGAAACGGAUCAGUCGCCGCGGCGAUUUCGUACGCGUCGCAUAGCUCGUCCGAUGUUAUACAAAACAUUUUAAUAAAAAACAAUGUUCGUGCAAGACAAAGCGCAGACAAUAAAUCACGCGAAGAAUCUCGUUUUAAAAUUUUUUAAGAAUUACCAUCAGUUGCACACGGUUACCAAAUAUCGUUGAUAAUUUUUUUUUAUUCAUGGAUUCGUCCAUUUAUCGAUGAAAGUGCAUUAGAAAAACUGAAAGCGUGAUUUAAAGUGUAGAAAAACAAAGAUUAUACAAGCAUCUUGUAUUUACUUAUAAUAAUCCCUUAAAAAUGUUUUGCGUCUUUAAUUUAUUUUAAUGUGAUUGCUACAAUGCCAGUUCACUGUGAAAUUUUAAAUGUGAUUAUUUGAAUAAUUUUUCACAGAUCAAAGAUUCCUUUGGAUACACAGUUUUCAUAGCGUUGUAUACGAAGCGAGAUGGAAACGGAUCGCGACGAUGCAAUUGUCGAUCCAACAGUGCGGAUGAUAGACGAAGGUUGUUCGAUUCAUUUGAGAGACGAUGAAGAUUUUGUUAAUCCUCAAGGACGCCCAGUAUCUCAGAUGCACGUCGAGUUCGACGAUCUCUCGUACUCGAUCUGUUACAGUAAAGGAAAAACAAAGAAGAUUAUGGAGAACGUGACAGGAUGUUUUCGACCGGAAAGGUUAACAACAAUCGUUGGCCCAUCCGGCGCUGGCAAGACCACGUUGCUUCGGAUAAUAUCUACCCUGAAAUCUAGCAAUGUCCAGGGUUCAAUCACCGUUAAUGGAGAGGAAUGGAACGGUGGCGCCUUUCGAAAGCAAUCGUGUUAUCUCCCGCAAGAGUUCGCUCUAUCGCCAUUGCUUACCACCCGAGAAACGCUUUACAUUGCCGCGCGUUUGAAAAUGCGCGGGAAUCUGGAUCGGCGCGCUUUCUGUUUGAUCGUUACAGAAAUAGCUGAAAGUUUGAAUUUAACAAACUGCUUGGACACAAUGGUGGAAGAUCUGAGCGGUGGAGAACGGAAGAGACUAGCCAUUGGAGUUGAAAUAAUUACAAGACCAUCCGUUUUGCUACUCGAUGAACCAACAAGUGGAUUAGACAGCACAUCUUCGUAUCAGGUAAUCUGUUUGCUGCAUAAAAUUGCUAGAGGAGGUUGCACAGUAGUUUGCGCAAUUCAUCAACCGAGUAGUAGAAUGAUAUCUCAAUUUGACGACUUAUUGGUAUUGCACAAGGGAAGAUCUUAUUACUGUGGUAAAUGGGAUGAUGUCCUAAGUACCUUUAACGAUGCAGGCUACACGUGUCCGCAAUUUUAUAACAUAUCCGAGUUCGUUUUGGAGGUGGUGACGAAAGAAAGGGGCGGAGAUUUGAACAGUUUGUACAAAAUUAAUCGGGAGAAAUAUUUGCAAUGGAAAACGCAUAUCCAAAAACCCAAGGUUGUAACGACAGCUACAAAAUUGGACGGUUUGAAUAACAAAUCAAAGCAAUCACGUAUUUGGCAAGAACAGAAGAUCCUGUUCUUAAGGGCAAUGAUUUGUAUUAAACGCGACAAUACUUUGACAAAAUUGAGAUUCGCGGCUCACUUGGUAGUAGGUUUUCUACUAGGCGUAGUAUUUUAUAAUUCUGGAAUCGCUGCUAGUAAAGUUAACAGCAAUAUUGCUUGCAUAUUUUUUAUUUUGCUGUUUUUAUAUUUUUCCAAUUCUAUGCCCGCUGUGCAAAUAUUCCCCAUAGAAGCUGCUGUUUUCGUGCGAGAAUACUUAAACAACUGGUACCAUUUAAGAUCUUACUAUUUUGUUAAAGUUAUUUCAGAUUUACCAUUGCAAAUUCUUAAUCCUUCCGCGUUCAUCGCUAUUGCAUAUUACAUGACUGGCCAACCAAUGGAGAGUCACAGGUUUUUUCGUACUUGGUUAAUUUGUGUAUUGACAACGAUUCUUGGACAAUCUUCGGGAAUGCUCGUUGGCGUUACAUUCAACACAAAUCUAGGAGUAUUUUUAAUUCCCGCCGUCAACAUGCCCAUUAUCCUUUUCGCUGGAUUUUUCUUGAAAUUUAGCGAAGUAACGUUGUACCUUCAACCUUUAUGUGCCAUAAGUUUCUUCAGAUACGCAUUCGAAGGUAUUUUACAGUCAAUCUAUGAUGGAGGUAGAGAAAGAUUACAAUGUGAUGAAAUUUACUGUCAUUUACGUUCUCCAAAACAAAUUUUGAAAAUGAUGGAUAUGCCAUCAGUUUAUUAUUCCACCACUGUACUAGCUUUAUGUAUUUGGAUAGUUUGUCUGCAGGUUUGUACGUACCUGAUACUUAAAUGGAAAGCUCAUAUAGCUAAAAGGCUCGCAGAAUAUCAAACGCUAAGAAGAUUAGAUCAUCCGAAUUCUAGGAUUACAUUCUAGACGAGCUACUCUAUAUUUCCUUUCGCAACACGAG